Papilio xuthus (Asian swallowtail) is the source of this 3318-nucleotide messenger RNA. RefSeq lists its product as uncharacterized. Bases 1 to 3162 code for a protein of 1053 amino acids. The record is from RefSeq and is a predicted model, not a curated record. The transcript has 2 exons. Lineage: Eukaryota; Metazoa; Arthropoda; Insecta; Lepidoptera; Papilionidae.
AUGUCUGACGAAGCGAAGACGUUGCAAUCACAGAUUCUGUUCGGUUCAUCACAUUGUUCGUGCAGUAGUUGCGAAUCAAUAUUAUGUUUCGCAAAAAGAAACAGGGAACUAAACAAAUGCAAUUGUCCCACAUGCCAAGAGUUAGGAAGUUGCUUAUACAUAACUAAAAAUAAAGACGAAGAAUGCUACGAGAGUUUAAACGUUCCAACUGAAAAUAUACCAUGUCAUAUAACUAAAGAGAUUUCUGUUAAUAAAUUUAAAACUCCAACAACAAGAGGAAAGAUUGAUAACAAAAAUAUCGUAAGUAUAAGACUAUUUAAAAGAAAUGUCAUAGUGCAAGCCAAACCGCAAUGUUACGAUAUACCAAUAAUGAAUAAAUGUAAAAUAAAUUCAACUACCAAUGAAAAUAACGACGUAAAAGAAUAUUCUCCUAUAACUUACAUCGUUAAUAAAGUACUCACGACAUACAAUGAUAUAUCACUGAGAGAUAUUAUAGAAAAAAUAAAGAAAGUUUAUAAAGCCUGCAGCUGUAAAGUAUGCGAUUGCGUUGCUAACGAUAUAAACGUAUGCAAAUGUAAACCCUGCGAAUGUAUCGAAUGCAAAAGUUACUUGAAAGACAAUGAUGAUGAGAAAAUCAGCAACGUUUUUAAUUAUUAUCCAGUCAACGAUGAAGCGAAAGAAACUUACAGUGGUUACAACCGUAAUACUAACGAUUCAUUGAAAUUACACAGCAGUGUGUGUAGCUGUAAACCUUGCGAUUGUGAACUAUGUAGAAUGUAUACUAUCAAAUUAAAAGAAAGCAUGCAAUCUUACUUAAAACAUCCAGAAGUAAAUGAACCGCUAUUUUAUAAAACGAAAUCAAGCAAAAAUAUUGAUAAUAAACAAACUGAAAUAUGUUCUUGCAAACCUUGUCAGUGCAUCAAGUGUAUGUCACCGUUCAACAUGCCAAAUAAGGUUGUUGUCGGAUCUGUGACAGAACAUUUGCAAUCUACCGAUUGUACGUGUGUACCUUGCGAUUGCGCCGAUUGUCGGAGCGCCAUACCCUCCACCUCACCACAUCUGAUGAGAGAGACCUCUACCGACAUGGCAGAGACGACAAAUUGUCGAUGUGAUAUAUGCUUUAGUCAUUCUUGUCGACAAACAAGAGAAACUUGUGGAUGUGAGAGUAGAAAUAGUGUUAUAAGUAAACCAUUCGAAAAAGACACCAAAGACAUAGACAUUCAUAGAGCGCUUAUUACUAAAAGUAAAGGUAAAACUGACCAAAUCGAACAAACUUGUACUAUAUCUGUAUUGACAAAAAUAAUAAAAGAUUAUAAAAAGAGGGAAGCUAGGAAAGCUAAGAAAUCUAAGAGUGAAGACACAAAUAAAUGUUUAAAAUGCAAUAGCAGAAUGAGAUGUUCCUCGUCUCUAUGUGAAAAAAGUCAUUACUCGACACAUCACGUGAAAAAAAUAGAAGUAACAAAAUGUCAAUGCAGUCCUUGUGAAUGUGAUAUUUGUGAAAAACUUAAAACUGUUGACAACGGAGUUUGGAAAUCCGUGAAAUUCAGAUCGAAAUGUUUCUGUGACGUGUGUCGCUGUAUUUACUGCGGUGGCGAGCUGCAAACUCAGAACGAAGCCGACAAUGAACAAGAUAGACCGCAAACAUCUCACUGCGGAAAAAAGUCUGAGAACACAUCCACUUUUACAAGUCACCAGUCUAUGUAUCCUGCUCUUUUGUGUGAAUAUCCAAGACCUGUCAAUGAAAAUGCACCAAUGUAUAACAGCAAUCACUACGAAAGUGAUAACUUAUUUAAAUAUACUUGCGAUGACUGUAUUCGUAUGGUAAACGGAGAUAAAAAUGAAAUUAAACAGAUCAAUUCCGAUCUAUCUGGUUCAUUUUGUAGUUGCCGUGCUAUAAAUAGUUGUCAUGAACCGAGCCAUAAUUUGUGUUCUGCUGAAAUGCUAAAUUUCUAUGAAAGUAAAAAUUCUUUAUCCGAUAAUAAAGUUGUCAACAAUUUUGUCAAUGAAAUCAUGCAGAUUGAUGAAAUUAAAACCAAUGUUGAACAUGAAAAUCAAAAUGAAUCAUCCAAUAGUUUCGAUUCUACAUCAUGGAGUUUCCAAGAGGAACAAACAAGACAAAAUAAUUCACAAAUUUCCUUAAAGAAAACGAGCGAAGCAAAUGAAAAUACUAUUCAAAAACAAGAAACAGAAGUCAACGAACCUUGCGUAUUCUGUGGAACUUUCACUUUAAAUACUUUCAGUACGAAUACUGGCCACAAAGAAGGAAUUCAAAUAAUUCGAGAAUGUUUUGCUAAAACUAAUUUAGCAUUGUUAAAUGAUUUUGAUGUAAACAAAGAAGAAAAUGAAAACAGUAUCUCAGAAGAUUCCGAUAAUGGUAAUUUGGAUGAGAAUACUCAAGACAGUAAAGAUGAAUUUGAAUAUAACGAUGAUUAUUUUGAAGAACGAAGUAUUUUGUUUAAAGCAAAGUUAUUGACAUCGGAGCUUUUAAAAAUGCUAUAUGAGUUUCAAAAAGCAAAUAAAGAUUUUGAUGCAUUUAAAAACAAUUCGGAUUACGAUACUAAAUCAGAAGAAAAUCAUAAAAAUUUACGAUCUAGUCAACUGGGAAAUAUGACACGUCAAGAUUUAUUGCAAGUUUUAUCAUUGGAAAGCAAAUGGAACAUAAAUGGUGAUACUAAAUUACAAGAAAAUAUUACUAAUAUAGAGAAUUGUCAAGAAGAUAAUGUACCGUUCACAAAUUUUAAAUAUUCCUGGUCUAAAACAGUUUUAGUAAAUAAAAGAAAAAAUCAAAUCUUUCCAUGUUACAGUAAAACUGAUUUGACUAAUGAUUUAAACGAAUUUAACUAUAGUGAAACUAUUUACACAGAAGAAAGAACUGAGUUGGGUUUUAAAAAAAUAAAUAACAAUUUGGCUGGAAAUAUAAACUAUUUAACCCGUGCUGAAGACUUACCUAAAUUUAAACAAUCAAGUAUCAUUGAAAACGAAUUUUCUGAUAACAUGCAAGAUUGCAAUAGAACUAUAAAUACAGUGAAAUAUUCAAAUUUUGAAGCAUUAAAUUACGCAGACAUCGUGAGUGCAAAGAAAAAGAAAAUCUGCGACGACAAUCGUCAUAUUUUAAUUGAGAAUAUACUUCAAAACACUAAACACGAAGUGAAUUCAAAAUAAAAGAUAUGCACAAUACAAUUUCAUACAACCAAAUAUCUAUGAGAAUAAAAUGUGCCGUCUAAAAGUGCCGUGGUCCAUUAAAAUGAAGAUUCAAACACCAAUAAUAAUUUAGAUGGUUUUUACAUUAUAAAAUAAUAAAUACACGAUUUAAUUUAA